Girardinichthys multiradiatus is the source of this 3803-nucleotide messenger RNA. RefSeq names its product drebrin-like protein A. The record is from RefSeq and is a predicted model, not a curated record. Gene Ontology annotation, biological process: positive regulation of dendritic spine morphogenesis; positive regulation of axon extension; neuron projection morphogenesis. Gene Ontology annotation, cellular component: lamellipodium; plasma membrane; cortical actin cytoskeleton. Bases 330 to 2780 code for a protein of 816 amino acids. NCBI's taxonomy places the organism in Eukaryota, Metazoa, Chordata, Actinopteri, Cyprinodontiformes, Goodeidae. The transcript is spliced from 16 exons. Gene Ontology annotation, molecular function: actin filament binding.
CUUCGCAGGCAGAAACCUGAACCUUCUCAUCAUUCUUCGUUGAACUUUGACUUCAGUUCCAGAAGUGUUUGAAUCAAGAUUGCCUAUGUUUGGUGGAUUUCGUUUCCAAGUACCAAGCUGGCAGCUUCCUGUUAUCCUCUGUCUCCUGAACCAAGGCAGAUGCGUACCUUGUCCACCCUCCAAUGCAAGUACCUGAACAUUGAAUUAAUUCCUGAACUCACCAGAACUCACUCUACAGCUCAAGUAAAACCAUCUGGAUUUCUCCGCUUCGCACAUCUGGGUCCCAACUCCCUCUACCCCCUGGCACCUGAGUUCUCAGUCCUCCGCUCAUGCAAAUGGCGCUGUUGCACCGUCAUCCCAACAACUUCCUCAUUCACGUGACGUCACCUCACCUAACCCAGAGAAAUUCUCUGGCGAGGGCAUUAUUUACAUAUGAAGGGGUUACCAACAAUCUCAGACUGGCAGAUUCAGGAGCGGGCGGUGUGGCAGAACUGGCGGAAAAGUUUCACAUCUCAAAACCUCAAUAUGGACUGUGCAAAGUGGGAGGUAUGGAUGGAGGAGCUCUUCAGAUUGCUUUGAUAAGCUUGGUCGGCCAAAAUGUGGAUGACUACAGGAGAAAUGAGUGCGCCAGCCACAUUCCAGCUAUUAAACACUACUUUAAGGAAGCACAUGCAUUCAUAAAUGUAGAAAAGCCAGAGGAUGUGACAGAGGAGAGGGUAAGAGCUGAACUGAGCAAGACUCAAACUCAAGCUCCCACACAGUGGGUAAAGAGGAGGAGCUCCAAGUCUGCAGACAAGGAGGAAAUUGUGGGUACAAACUACAGAAAAACUAAUGCUGCAAUGGAGAUGAGACUGAUUAACAGAGACUCCUUCUGGGCACGUGCAGAACGGGAGGAGGAAGAGCGUAAAGAGGAGGAGAGAAGAAGGACUACAGAGGAGAGACGGCGCCUUGAAAGAGAGAGAGUUCUGAAGGAGCGAAGGGAUGCGGAAGAGAGGGACAGAAAAAUGAAUGAAAAACUUCAGAUGAUUGAGGAGCAGAGACAAAAACAGAAGGAGGAAGAGCAAGAGCUGCGCAAAAAGGAAAAAGUAAGAUGGGAACAGCAGCAAAAGGAGCAUGAAGAGGAUAUGAGGGCUUGUCUUAGAAGAAGUGAAUCCAUAGAGAAAGCUGCUGAGGCAGCAGUAUUAGUGUCCCAGCGCUCCAUGAAUCCAAGAGAGUUCUUCAGACAAUUGUCAUCAUCAUCAUCACUGAGCCCUACCAGUCCUGGAUGUUCCAGCAGUGGCAAACCAUUCAGACGAUACCAGCGCAGUCUGACAGAUACAGCGUUCAUCUUUUCAAAAGCAGAAGAAAGUGCUGCAUCUUCUCCACACACUUCUCCCUUGGUCUCGCCCUUCUCAAGAGCUCCUCCCUCCCCAGUUUUCCAGUGCAUGUCCCCUCUCAGAAGUCCUGAUUUUCACCCUGUCACCUCCCCACAGAAGCAGAAAGCCCCCAUAACCCCACCUACAUCACCCAUUUGGCCUGGCCCCCGAGUUUCAGCUCUGCCCAGUAUUCCACAAAGUAACAAGCAGGUUCAGGCUGCAGCUGAGCCCAAAGCUUCUGAACCGACUGAACCUUCUGCUCCUCCAGCUUCCCCAAGCCUCUUAGAUUCUUUAUCCCCCUGUUUAAUAAAUGAGAAUCUAUCUCAGCUGCUUUCAGAGGCUGUGCCACCCUCAGGUCUAAAUAUUCCAACAAAUUCAGAGGAGCAAGCUUUGAAUGUUGAGCCUUCACAGGUUCUAACAGACCGUCCUCAACUGAACACAGAAUUCAACACACCAAGUCUUGUUAACACCAUGCUGGUCUCAGACACUGGCUUUAAAGUACAAGCUGUACUGGUGGAAGCAGAUGAGGAAGAGGAUCUACAGGUAGAGCAGGAGGGAGAUGAACCAGAAACACAACCAGAUGGGGAUUUCGGCACUACUGUACCAGCACAGAUUGUGAUGGAGGAGGUAGAUAAAGAAGAAAUGCAAGAGGUGAAGGAAGAUGAGAAGAAGGACCAAAAGGGGGAGGACAAGGAGAAAGAGCAUGAAGAAGAAGAUGAGGGUAGGGAACCUAAGGAAGAGGAGAAGGAGGAGAAGCAGGAGGAAGUGGGUAUAGAGGAGCAGCACGAGGAGGAGAACAAGGAGGAGCAGCAUGAGGAGGAGGAUAACGAGGAGGUGGCGGUGGGAUCAAAACAGGAAACUGAGCCUUCAUCACUAGUAGAAGCAGCAGAGAUGCCACGGGUUAAGAAGGAGGCAGAGGUAGAUGAAGAAGAGAACAUUUAUUCAGGAGAUAGCCAGACUCCUGUUGAGUUUUCAGAGGAAGAGGAGGAGUCAGCAGGCACAGACCCUGAACCAGUUUGUCAAGAUAUCAAACAUGAGACUCUGCUUUCAUCAACCAAUGGGAUGACUAAUGGUGGUGGCACAGAAGAACAAAAUUGCACAGUGCGACCUUUGACUCCAACUGGCACAGACUGCAGGAACUCUGAGUCUCCUGUCUGCUACAUAGUUCACACCACCACAGAAGGAGGAGACAUUACUGAGGAUAAUGAGGAGGAGAUUUCAGAAAAUGGACAAGAGGAUUCAGCUGAGCGAUAUAUGUGCGUCCGAGCUCUGUAUGACUACCAGGCAGAGGACGAAUCUGAGAUCUCCUUUGAACCAGGUGACAUCAUCAGGGAUGUGGAGAUGGUGGACAAAGCCUGGUGGAGGGGGUGGAGCAAAGAUGGCCGUCAGGGUUUAUUCCCCGCUAAUUAUGUGGAGACCAUAUAGGCAGGCAGAGGCACACUAUACAUACACCUACUCACACACAUACAUAUCUGCACAUACACACUCACACACACACAUACACUCAGGGACACCUUAUCCUCUCCUCUUUCUGCAUGUUUCUACCUUAAUCCUCCCACUGAAACUUUAUGCUCUCUUUUCUGUAGGAAAUAAAAGAAACAUAAAGCUCCUUGUUAUGUAGAAAGUAUAAAGAAAAGUUUGACUCUUUGUUUUGAUGUUUUUUUUUUGCAGAAAAACACAAGUAUGCAGAAAUUACCCAGCCUUAUUUUUUAUAUAUAUAAAAUAGUAAAGACCUUUUCCUGGACCAAAAUAACUUAUUUUCUUAUGAGAUGCAGCAGAAAUGUCGGAAGGAUAAAUAGGGGGGUGCAGAUGAUGGCAAACUUCCUUUUCUUCUAAGUAACACAAACAUGUUUUAACUGCAGUGCUCCUUUUUGAUCCACACAUAUAACAAGCAUACAUCUGCUCACCAUUCGUACCCAUAUACCAGGUACAAUCUUUGUAAUCAUCAUCCUGUGUCUCUUCCAUUAUUUUGCAGCUCUGCAUUUGCUACUGACGUUCUCACAGUGCAGUUUAAUUAACCAAACCAGAGCAAGAAACAGAACAAAUCAUGAACAAUCAGUGGAAAAUGAUUUUACUCCUGAUGUUAAGAACUUUUUUAUGGAUUGUAUUUUUUCAUGUGGUUAUGUCCAGUAUUCUGUUUUGUCUCAUUUUCUAGUUUUUUAACAAUUUAAUGCAUUUUGUCAACACAUUUCCUGUUUGAUCAACUGUGUUAUAACAAUUCACUGCACUGUAUAUAAGAAUGUAUAAAAAAACAAAAACAAUUCUCGCCUUUUCUAAUAGUUCAUAUGUUUAUGUGUUCUAUGCUUAUUUUAAUGGCAUCUCUUUAUGUGUUUACUACAAACUUACAAAUAUACAGAUUUUAUGCACUUAAACCACUUCAAAAUGUUUCUGUUCAUCUUUAUUCUUGCGUUUAAUGCUUUAAUAAAAGAAGCAAAAUCUGCAAAUGAA